AUGUUGAAAAGCGUCUUCCCAAUAAGGUCAAAAAAACGGCCACUUGAACAUAUUGGUUGUGAUGGUAACAAUUUUCUGAAGAAAACAAAUGGAGAAGAUGAAGUGAUCAAUCAAUUUUGUUUUUGUCAUGACAAGAAGCUUGGCAAAGAAUCAUUACGAUUGGUUAUUUUGGCUGAAAGUGAACGACGACUGUUAUUCGAUAGUGAAACUGUUUUACCAGUAAAUACGCCUGACAUCCCAGCUAAAACACCGCUUUCAAAUUGUGGUCGGUUUCGGUUUCUAAGGCAUCGUCCAGAUGUUUCCUGCAUUGGACAAAUGAUAUUUGGUUCGCUGUCCACAACAAAAAAUGAAUCCUUUAAAAUACAUUCUUUAAGUGAUAGUAAACAAGUUAUGGUAAGUCGCGUUAUUUCGGUCCCAAAAAUAACAAGACCAUCAAACAGCGAUAUCAAACUACCCGUGAGUAGUGCUAGUAGUGCUGAUUCGGAAAGUCCAUAUUCAACAGUUUGCUCAUUGGAGGGAUUGCGCAGACGAGCACAUUACUGCUCGCAGUCGACUGAUCCUCCCGAAGGUUUCACCCGAGUACGAAAUGCUUCCUUUCAGUUGGAUACCGAAGAAGGAAAUAUGAAAUCUUACCGAGCUUUUUCACCUAAUCGCUUUUCCCGAUAUCGUCGUAUGCAGCUUGCACAACGUGGCAAUUUAUGUGAUGAAAGUAAAAUAUUUGCAUUUUUUGAAGCCUCAUCAGUGACGGAUUUGACGUCGAAUGAUGUUUAUAGGAUCUAG
Cercopithifilaria johnstoni is the source of this 780-nucleotide messenger RNA. NCBI's taxonomy places the organism in Eukaryota, Metazoa, Nematoda, Chromadorea, Rhabditida, Onchocercidae. The record is from the annotation of a GenBank genome assembly.